This is a messenger RNA of Osmerus eperlanus (European smelt), 7180 nucleotides long. It is a transcript of the gene sipa1l2b, whose product is annotated as signal-induced proliferation-associated 1 like 2. Bases 446 to 5596 code for a protein of 1716 amino acids. The transcript has 23 exons. The record is from RefSeq and is a predicted model, not a curated record. Gene Ontology annotation, molecular function: protein binding; GTPase activator activity. Gene Ontology annotation, biological process: regulation of small GTPase mediated signal transduction; activation of GTPase activity. NCBI's taxonomy places the organism in Eukaryota, Metazoa, Chordata, Actinopteri, Osmeriformes, Osmeridae. Gene Ontology annotation, cellular component: cytoplasm.
GCCUUUAACCGGUGCUGCCAGCGCAACUCCACAGAAAGGGCUGAAAGAGAGCGACUGAUAAGUCGGCUGGAAUACAGCGCUUGGUUUAUUUGUUUAUUAAAGUAGUCACUGAUACUCAGUAGUCAGUUCUUUCUGCUGUGCAAUGUCGUUCUUGAAGUAAAUCGCUUUGGAUGCUAUGAGAUUGGAGGUGGAUCCGUUUGGAGAUUGUGGUACAAAAAAUACACCAAUGUGGCUGUUACAGACUGAUGAGGACAACCUGUAGGGAUAAAUAUUCUCAGUUUUUUCUCAGAAGAAGGACUCCUCUAAUGGAUUAUGGACCUGGUGAAGUCAACUACCUAUUAGUUAUUAGCCAACUGAGAAAGAAGAGGUGCAACUGCUGUGAAACUCUAUCAUAUGGCUUGUAUUAAAGAGCAGAAUUGGAUUGAGGGGCGCCUGUGCUCAGGAUAUGAACGCGCCUAACUUCAGGACAGGAGACUUGACAAACCUUUCUGGAGUAGUCGAAGAUUCCCAGGGCUACAAUUAUUUCAUGCAGUUGGACAACCCAUUCAAUAAGAAGCUCCAGGCAUUAAAGGGGAAUAUGGGACCUCCAAUCCCCCAUGGGCAGGCAGCGCCAGCCAGACCCAAGAUGGGUGUCCGGGCAAGAGUGUCAGACUGGCCCCAGCGGAAGGAUGGCUGGGAGGCCUGCCCUCCACCGAGGUAUGACAGCCUAGUGCCAUCUGACCAAAACAUGGACGCCAUCCCCGGAAAGAGUCAGGAGUUGCUUAACAGCACAGACUUUGAAGAGACCAAGUACCCGCUCUGCGACCUCUUAAACCAUUCACCUAUGAAAGGCUUCGCUAGAGUGAAGAGGAGCAACAGCGAAGUCACCAUAAGUGACAUCGGAGCUGAGGAUAUUGAUCAUACCACUAUCAACCCCAAUACGGGGGCUACCUUGCGCCGUGAGUACGGGAGCACUUCCUCCCUAGAUCGGCAGGGUCUGUCCGGUGAAGGUUUCUCAGCCACGUUGAGGGGUUACCACCCAGAAGUUGCUGACCAACCCAGUGCACCUCCUCCACAAAGCUUCCCUGAACUUUUGCGUUUCAACACCGCCCUGUCCCCAAGUCUUCAGACUGCUGCCCAGAUUGCGCGAGGAGACAUUGUCUGCAUACCGGGCUACGACUACGUUGACAGUUCCCUCCUCUAUAGCCGAGAGAGGGAGCGCUCAUUCAUCCAGCGGAUGAAGUCCGAAAAGGUGGAAACCUCAAUCUUCCGGAGACUGAAGACUAUGAAAAGCGAGGGAGACUACCUAGAUCAGGAGGAUGUCGGGAGGUUCGGCAGGCCCCUUAGUUACCAGAAGUGUUUUGCCCACUAUGAUGUCCAGAGUGUCCUAUUCAACAUUAGCGAAGCUGCUGCUAACCGUGCUGACCUUGGCCGGAGGAAGAACACCACCACAGGGGCUUCAGCAGCCUCCCAAUGCCAGGCCUCUGGGACAGGGGACACCGUCAUGCCCAUACCCAUCUGUGAAUCGCCGGUGGGCAGCUGCGAAGACCUUGGACACAAAGCUAGCAUGGAAGCAGAUGAGGGGGACGGGAAAGGCAAUCAUUUGGUUCUCAGCUGCCCUUACUUUCGUAAUGAGACUGGGGGUGAGGGGGAAAGGAAGUUGGCUUUGCCCAAGGCGAAUAGCGCCACCUAUGGGAGUGUAGGAGAGGCUUAUACACUUGAAUCAACGCUAAGUACCCGCUGCACCAAUGCAGGUGUGUCAGUGCUAGAGAUGCCAAGGGAGAGCCAAGCCUUUCCUCGAGACAUGAUGAAGCGCUACACCAUUGAGCAUGUUGAUCAAGGAGCAUACUACUACCACAAGUACUUUUACAAUAAAGAUCACCAGAACUACUUUGGCACAGAUGAGACCUUGGGUCCAGUGGCGGUCAGCGUCCGUAGGGAAAAACUGGAGGAAGGAAAAGAUGGCACACAGUACAACUACCGUGUCACCUUCAGGACUAGUGAGCUCACCACCCUCCGGGGAGCCAUCCUUGAGGAUGCGGUCCCUUCCACGGCCAAGCACGGUACGACUAAGGGCUUACCGUUGAAAGAGGUUCUGGAGUAUGUGGUACCAGAGCUGAAUAUUCAGUGUCUUCGGCUGGCAAUCAAUUCACCCAAGGUGCCUGAGCAACUUCUGAAACUGGACCAGCAAGGCCUAAGCUUUCAACACAAGGUGGGAAUCUUGUACUGCCGGACGGGGCAGCGAACGGAGGAAGAAAUGUACAACAAUGAGAAUGCCAGCCCUGCCCUGGAUGAGUUUCUAGAUCUGCUGGGUCAAAGAGUGAGAUUGAAGGGCUUCACCAAGUAUAGGGCGCAACUUGACAACAAAACGGAUUCCACGGGAACCCACUCUCUCUACACCAACUAUAAAGAUUGUGAGCUGAUGUUCCAUGUAUCCACACUGCUCCCAUACACUUCCAAUAACAGACAACAGCUACUGAGAAAGAGACAUAUUGGAAACGACAUAGUCACAGUCAUUUUCCAGGAACCUGGUGCUCUUCCCUUCACUCCAGUAAACAUCCGCUCACACUUUCAACAUGUCUUCAUCAUAGUCAAAGUACACAACCCCUGCACUGAAAAUGUUUGCUACAGUGUUGCAGUCACCAGAUCAAAAGAUGUUCCCGCUUUCGGUCCACCCAUCCCACAGGAAGUGAUGUUCCCAAAGUCAGCAGUGUUCCGGGACUUCCUCCUGGCCAAAAUGAUCAACGGUGAAAAUGCGGCUCACAAGUCAGACAAGUUCCGUGCCAUGGCCAUGCGCACGAGACAAGAGUACCUGAAAGACUUGGCCGAGAAUUUUGUCAGCGCCACCCCGGUGGACUCAUCUGGCGCAAAGUUCAGCUUCAUCACGUUGGGCGGCAAAAAGAAGGAGCGUACAAGACCUAGGAGGAACAGCCACCUGCAGAGCACAGGGGCGGUCACCUGGGCCGUGGUGGCCCGGGACUUUGGACAGUCGGCAGACAUUGGCUGCCUGUUGGCUGUCUCCAACGAGUUUGUGGUGCUGAUCGAGGAGGCAUCCAAAGAGGUGGUUUUUAACUGCUACUGUCGGGACGUCAUUGGUUGGAGCACGUUAUGUGGGAGUGUCAAGCUGUUCUACGAGCGUGGGGAAUGCGUGGUGUUUUCUGUUCAGGAGGGAUGUUGGGAUGACGUUCGGGAGAUCAUGCAACGCCUGGAGAUUGUCACCCGUGGCUGUGAGACAGUGGAGAUGACCCUGCGGAGAAACGGUCUUGGCCAACUUGGCUUCCACGUCAACUUCGAGGGAGUUGUGGCCGAUGUGGAGCCAUUCGGUUUUGCUUGGCAGACUGGGCUACGUCCCGGCUGCCGAUUGGUGGAGAUCUGCAAGGUGGCUGUUGCAUCGCUGUCUCAUGAGCAAAUGAUUGACCUGCUCCGCACGUCAGCUGCCGUCAGUGUGGUCAUCGUUCAUCCGUAUGAGGAUGGGACUCCAAGGAGGAGCUACACUGAACUGUACCGCGUGCCAAUGGUGGAAUAUAAAGUGGAUCACGAAGGAGCACCCACCCCCUUCAGAAUGACCACUGCUGCCUGGCAUCGGGUCUCCGCCGUUCCCGGCGGUCCACCCUUAUCCCGUGCCUCACCGACCCAAGGGCCCAGCCCGGGACAGCAGAUGUUCCAGUACGUCCAUGGCACCAUCUCCCGCAGCACCUCCUUCGACAGGAAGCUACAGGAUGGAACCAGCGUUAAGGAUUAUGAGAUAUCUCCCACCCCUUCAUGUAGCAGAGGGGAAACAGGCCAGCUCUACUGUAGCUCUCCCAGUAACCAGUCCACCUCCAGCGAUCCAGGACCAACUGGCACCUGGUCCCAGAAACUUGCCAUUAACGGGUCUCAGUCCCCUGCUCUCCUUGACCCACCUGUUGAUAAGGAGGGAGAGAGUCGGAGUGAGGGAGAGCCCAAGCUUGAGAGGACCAGGUCUGCAGAGGCCAAGUGGCACCAUCCCUCCACAAAGAUUCUGAACAUGAGGGAAAGAAGCCAACCAAGACAGGGAGCUAAGGACUCCAAGUUCCAACGUUCUGGUGACAAGGGGUGCUCCAGCCACUCGAGCAGCAACACCCUCUCCAGCAACGCCUCCAGUGGCAGCAGUGACGACAAGCGCUUCGGUUCCGGGGAUCCGAUGGACCCAGAGUCCCUGGGUCUCACGUACAUCAAGGGGGCAUCCACCGACAGUGGCAUCGACACGGCCCCCUGCAUGCCCCCUCCUCCUCCGCCACUUGCCGGGGGCGUCCCCGCAGCCUCCAGGCUGGUACUGCAGGACUGCAGAGGGGAGCAGUGGCCACUCGAGUACCCAGGGGGAUACCACGCAGCAGGGACCCCUGAUGGAGGGCUGCCCCAGGGCUUCACGCAGGCCACCUCUGCUGGGAAUGUGACCGAUGGAAGUCUGGGAGAUCUGAGUGAGAUUUCCUCCAUGUCCAGUGGGUCUCGACACUCCGGCAGCCCCUCAGAGCGUGCAUUGAAGACAGCCUCUUCCACAGACGCAUCCAGAGUCUACAUUGUCUCACCUGGUGACACAACAUCUGGGGCAGGGCUUAUUGGUCCCGCCCACCCCCGCCAGUCACCAGGAAAGGAGUACCUGAUGGGCUGGAAGAAAGCAGAGGAUGGUACCUUAGUGGAGGAACCACAAAGGCCAAAAGACCUUGCUGGAGUGGAGAGCGUUUUGUCUUUUCUACUUAAGACACUGACGCUGAGAUCCAGGCUCCGUGCCGUGUUUGGCACAGACGGCCAGCUCCAGCCCGGCCUGAACAGGGAGUCCUUCCUGAAGAUGAUGCUGCCCGACAGCCCCCUUGGGCAGCAGGGCCCGGGGAAGACACUCACCGGAUGCCAUGGCUUCUUGCCUGCAUCUCCGCGGCGUUCCCUCUACCGAACCCUGUCCGAUGAGAGCCUGUGCAGCCAUCGACGGACCCUUUCAUUGGUCAACUCACGGACCUCUCUCCUGGACCAGUCCCUGGCCAACGAUAUCCUGUUCAGCAGCGCAGCACCGUACCACAGCACCCUGCCCUCUCGCAUGGGCCUCCGCAUCGGGCAAGGACUGCACAAAAAUGAGCUUUGGUUUUCUGACGGUUCCCUGGCCGAAAGGGCCAAAAUGGCAGAUGGCAGCCUGAUUCCUCUCCCAGACACCACCUCUGGCCUAGACUGGUCUCACUUGGUGGACGCAGCCCGGGCUUUCGAAGGUCUGGAGCUUGACAAGGAGGCCAGUAGCUUGUGUCUAAAGAAAGACACUCUAGCCGACCAGUCAUCGUUGUGUUCCAUGUCAGAUGCCGAUCAAGCCCAGCAGGCCCUGGAACUCUCCCAGGAGCUUAGCCGGAGAGUGGCUGCCUCUGAGAGCGCUUCCCUAGAGCUAGGGGAGAGUGCUCCUGCUCUGCUCACCGGCAAAGUCAAUCAGCUGGAAGAGAUCCUCAUGCAGCUCCAGUACGACCUCCGAAAGGAGCAAGAAGACAAGGCCAUGCUGCAGGAGCAGGUCCAACACUUGCGUCAGGACAACCAACGUCUGCACGAGGAGAGCCAGACGGCAGCCGCCCAGCUCAGGAAGUUCACCGACUGGUUCCUCCACUCAGUCGACAAAAAACCCUGAGCUGCACAACAUACAUAUACACACAUACACACACAUACACACACACACACACAGAUUUACUACGACAUUGCUAACACCCCACACUAACUGAGCCAGUGCCCAUGUUUGAUAAACAGUUACUGGGUAUAAUAAGUGAAAUAUUGUAUAUUUGAAUGCCAACGUUAAUAGAAAAGUAGUGAACUAGCAUCCUAAUACCAAUAGUCAUGGUUUGAAAGCAAAACCUUGUGAGUUGUUAACUAAAAUCGUAAUUUGAGGGUUGAGGGUUAGUUGUGACUAACAUGUCUGCAAUGACAUGAACUCGUAACAGAGUUGACAGUAAGAUAAAGGAAUAUUAUGGAAAGGAAGGGAAGAUUGUAUCAGAGCUGUUGGGACUAUUUGCAUAUUUAAGAAGGAACGUGAAUUAAAUGAAAGAAUGUAACUUAUGUAAAAUCCUAUUCUUUGCUAGAUGACAAGUGUAUUGGUUCCCUGUCAGAAAACAGACACAAGUCAUUUUCAACUUCAGCUCUAUUCCACAGAUCCCCCUUAUAAGAUAUUAAAGCAUUCUGGAACAGGACCUAACCACAGUGUCCUUUUUAGUUGAAUAAAAGUUUUGAUACUGUAAGUAAUUUUGUAGGUUCACCGCUGUAAAAUGUCCAAGCAAUAAAUAUGGUAAUAGUCACAAAACUGUUAUUUAUGGUUAGCACUGAUUGUGGUGUUGUCAAGAUGCGGCUGUGUUUGACUUAUUUUUGACAUAUUUAUUUUGCAGGAACAAAAAUGUGCCUGACUUAACCAGUGGUGUAUGGGUAGUCUCUUCAAUUGUUGUAAUUGCACAUCAUUCUUUUCUUUGUCUCAUCACACCCAGUCCACAGCUCACCAUCAUUGUCUAAGAGUAAGUUGUUCAAUUGAACCCUUCACCACAACCUUGGUAUGCAUUGCAUUGUAUUGUAUGGGUAAUUUAUAAGCCUUGCUCAUAGCAUAUUGGACUUUGUUAGAUUUCUUUUUUAAAUAUAUAGUGACCCUGAAUUUCAUCAUUUCAAGAUGAUUUAAUUGUCAUAUUGUGUAGUACAUUGACAUGAUGACAAACCCUCAUGCAGUAUAACCUUUGGAUUCAAGUUGUGUUUUAAUUUUGCCAUAGAUAAUCCUAUUUGUAUGCAGUUAUCCCAGAACACAAUGUACCAGAUGGAUCCAGAUCUGUGAAGCCACUUUUUAAUUUGUCUUUUAUAAGACAAAUAGUGUUUGAUGUUUUUUGUACAGUACUUUAGAGAAAGCAUCUUGUAUUUAACACUUUUAUUUAAACCUAUUCAACCCACCUUUUUCUCUUUUUUUUUCUUUUUUAAUAAACAAGAUAAUUUUGUUCCUUUUGCACUAAAAUGAAUAGCUCUGUUUUUGAAAUAUGUGUAUAGAUGGCAAGAGAAGAUAUAUAAAUAUAUACAUAUUAAAUGGGGUUAUUUCCGGAAAGUCCAACAUUUGGAUGCUGCUAGAGAUCAGCUUGUUGUUUUUUAUGCUUUUAAUUCUUUGUAAAAUGUUCUGUUAAAUAUGGAACAAAAACGUUUGCUUUUUUUAAAUAAAUGUAGGUUGUUGGAAAUAAACAAACAUUCCUGAUUG